CCACCUGUCACGUGACUCAGAGCGUGCCGCUGCUGUGCUCUUUGAGAACGGUUAGGGCACUCUCCGUAGUACUGCACAGAGAAUGACAGAGUGCAGUUGUAGCUGUAAACGACACCAACAACAACAUUGCUUUUAACUAAGUGGACAAAUAAACACACGUUGCAAAGAGAGAGAUACAGAGAUGGCCAAGGCGACUGGCUUCACAGCGUUGCAGCUGUGUCAGCGUCAUCGUCAUGCCUUGGUACAGAGCUCAGAGGCUGCCGCUCGUGUUCUGAGGAGGCCCUUCAGCUCUCAGUCCAGAAGUGCAGUCGGGCGUUGGGCACUGGUAAGGAGGGUGCUGCUGGGAGCUGCUGCAGGGGUGCCCAUCGUAGUGGGAGCUCGGUACGCCCUUGCUGACCCCCGGGAGAGACGAAGGAUCACAAUAGUGACGGAGGGGGUUAGGCGCUUCUGUAGGUCCUUGCAAGUUGGGAUUGUGAUAUCUUUUGAUUACUGGUGGACGGCCAAUGUGCAGCUACGGGGGCUUGAAGAGAAUAGUUCAGACUUUGUGGAGGGAAUGUCUGCCUGUCACCAGCGGGCUGCCGACAGCAUGGUGGAAGGUGCCAUUCAGAAUGGAGGGGUGUACAUCAAACUGGGCCAGGGGCUGUGUGCCUUCAACCAUCUGCUACCACCUGAGUACAUAAACACCCUGCGUGUCCUGGAGGACAAAGCUCUCAACAGGAAGUAUAAGGAGGUGGAUGCUCUGUUCCUGGAGGAUUUUAACAGCACUCCUGACAAGAUGUUCAAAGAGUUUGAUUAUGAGCCAGUGGCAGCAGCCAGCCUGGCUCAGGUGCACAAGGCAAAACUGAACGAUGGGACUGCAGUGGCUGUCAAGGUGCAGUACAUAGAUUUAAGAGACCGUUUUGAAGGAGAUAUCCGGACGCUGGAAAUCUUGCUGGAUCUUAUAAAGUUCAUGCACCCCAGCUUUGGAUUCCGCUGGGUCCUCAAGGACCUGAAAGGUACUCUCGCUCAGGAGCUGGAUUUUGAGAACGAGGGCCGGAACUCUGAGCGCUGCGCUCAGGAUCUCAAACACUUCAAGUUCAUCGUUGUUCCCAAGGUGUACUGGGACAAAACCAGCAAGAGGGUGCUGACAGCGGAUUACUGUGAAGGCUGCAAAGUAAACAGCGUGGAAGAAAUCAAGAGACAAGGUCUCAGCUUGAAAGAUGUAUCUGAUAAGCUCAUAAGAACAUUUGCAGAGCAGAUAUUUUAUACAGGGUUCAUCCAUGCAGAUCCCCACCCAGGCAAUGUGCUGGUGAGAAAAGGACCUGAUAAGAAGGCUGAACUGGUUUUACUGGACCACGGGCUGUACGAGUUCCUGAGCGAACAUGACAGGGUGGCUUUGUGUAAGCUGUGGCGCUCCAUCAUUAUCAGAGACAAGCCGGCCAUGAAGAAAUAUUCAUCUGACUUGGGGGUCAAAGAUUACUUCCUGUUCUGCGAGAUCCUGCUGCAGCGGCCUAUCCACAUGCACAAGACCGGCCUGUCUAACAUCCUAAGCUGGGAAGAAACGGUCUACAUGCAAGAGAUGGCAGCGAAGCACUUCGAGCGCAUCAUGGAGGUCCUGAAGGCCAUGCCGAGGCCAAUGCUGCUGGUCUUCCGCAACAUCAACACGGUGCGCUGCAUCAACAUCGCACUGGGGGCGCCCGUGGAUAGGUACUUCCUCAUGGCCAAGAGUGCUGUGAGGGGCUGGAGUUGGAUGCAGGCAGAGAGAUCCAGGAGACUGCCACAGAUCGGGGUGAUUCGCUGGCUGUGGGUCGUGUGGGAGAAUGUCAAAUUCGAAUUUGCUUUGAGGUCAGAGGUUGUGGUGAUGCGUCUGAUGACCUCGUUGCUACGGUUACUGGUCUACUUUGGCCGAAUUCCUCAGGAUGACCGCAUCUAUCAAUAUCUCCAGUGAUGCCCUGCUGUAGGAUAUGAUACAACUCAAUUUCUUUACCUCAUGCCGGAAAAAAACAAAAAGGCUCUCCACCCCCUGAAGCCAGAAUCACAGGGCUUUUCAUACAUUAAGAAAAGUGGCACCUUCGAAAUAGAAGGAAAAUGAAAAUUUAUCUCGGCACCGAAUAUGCAAGUUUUAAUAUUGCUGCUGUUAUUAUAAUCAGGUGUCUGCUGAGAGGGUGGUUCAUUUUAAACAUGGUGAAAUACAGCAGCCAACUGUGUAGAGUUCAAAGCAAAGCUUAGAAAUGGAAAUGUGUCAGGACCAUGUUGGUGGGUAUGCAGCUGGAGAACUCAACAUCACUUCCUGUCCAAUGCCAAAACCUGGUUGGGCCAUUCAGGCCGAAUACAUAGAGCUACAGUUAAGGCUGGCAAUAUCAGCACAGGGAAGUUGCACCAGGUUUACCUCUGUACCCUUAUCUGGUGUAUAAGGACAAUACCUACUGUAGCUUGUUGCACUGUACUUAGAAGUAAACAAUACCCAUACCUUUGUGCAGUUCAACUGCGCUGUCUAGAAAAAUGUCAUUUGUGCGCAUUAAACCAGCAAUAAUGAUUAUGCCUGAACUGUGCUGUGUGUUAUUUAGGACCUUGUUUUCUGUUGUAACUGCAUGGAAACACCCCAGAAUAUAUGGGCGUGCAUCGAUUCCGUAAUGUCUCCAUAUACCAAAUAUGUUUUUAUUAUCAGACAAUUAAUGAAAUAUAAUAUGAAUAUGGCAACAUUGCAGUUUAUAUUGCUAAACCAGUGUAUAUCAGAUUGCAUUUGUUUUUGUACAUUAAGUUUUGUUACCAGAACUUUUUAUAAGAGUAGCUGUUAGACCAUUGUAUCAUUUGCCUUCUAAAGCUCUUGGGGGUCAGAUCGCUUAAAUCAAUGGUGUCAAACUCAGUUCCUGGAGGGCAGCAAUGUCUAAUAGCUUUUGUUCCACCUGAGCUCUCAAUUACUUAAUGGGUCUAAUUAUUUGAUUAACUGGACACAUUUAACACUUCUCUUCAGGCCUCAAAAUGUUUCAUAGGUAGUGUACCUUGAAUCAAGUGUGUUUUUAAAACCAUCAACUGUAAAAGACCUUGAAAAAUAUUAAAUGUCAAAUUGAACAAAUAAUUAGAUCAAUUAUGUUAAUUGAGAGUUUGAGUUGGAAUGAAAACCAGAAGACCCUGCGGCCCUCGAGGACUGGAGUUUGACACCCUUGGCUUAAAUAAAUAAAACAACAAACUGGUGAUGAUGCAGAACUUUAAUAAUUUGAAUUUAAUAACUGAAUGAUUAUGUGUUAAGAUCCUGCUUUUAUUACUCGUUUAUGUAAUACAAUCAGACGUGUAAGGAAGAGCUAGCCUGUGAGCUAGAGGUCGAAGUGUGCUAAAUGCAUGGUUCUGGAAAUUGCUAUAAUAAAGAUCACUUGAGGUCGGG
Acipenser ruthenus (sterlet) is the source of this 3361-nucleotide messenger RNA. It is a transcript of the gene adck5, whose product is annotated as aarF domain containing kinase 5. The transcript has 15 exons. The coding region runs from base 182 to 1927 and encodes 581 amino acids. Lineage: Eukaryota; Metazoa; Chordata; Actinopteri; Acipenseriformes; Acipenseridae. The record is from RefSeq and is a predicted model, not a curated record.